CCUAUUAUUCUUUCUACUUCCUAUUCCCAAUUCUCCUAUUCCUCUUACUAUUUAUUUUUUUAAAUUUCUACUCUCCUAUUAUUCUUUCUACUUCUCAUUCCCAAUCCUCCUAUUAUUCUUUUUAUUCUUCUUCUAUUAUUCUCUUGUUAUUAUUAUGGAAAAAUCUGAUAACGUCUCCCUCCGUGCGCUAAGACAUCCAAAAUUCAACUAAAUUUCCCUCAAACCGAAAAGAAAAAGGAAAGAGAAAGCCGAAAAGAAGAGAAAGAGAAGAGAAAACGAAGGGCUAAACGAAGAGAAAGAGAAGAGAGAAAAGGCUAAAAGAAUUAAAUUAGUGUGCGACUUGGUAGUGAGGUUGUAACGACCCCCCUAAAGAACCAUCGUCAUAAAACCAUCGGUUCUUACGGGGGAAAAAGGGGUCAGAUAUUUAUUCCCCAAUUAUGGCGGAAACGGAUCAAAUAACGGUUCGGAACUCACCAAAACUGCGAGAAAAGAUGGGCCCAGAGUUAGAUAUAUCAGAAUCAAAUGAAGCAAAUGAAAGAAGUAAUUCGAAGAAGAUUGAUGUUUCAGUCAUCAUCCCAGUCCACAACGCAGGCCAAUGGCUUGACGACUGCCUGGACUCCAUCAGCCGGCAGCAACACACACUCAACGUCGAAGUGUCUUUAUUCUUGGACAGCUGCACGGAUGACUCCGAGAGGAUCGUACAAGACUGGACUACAAAGCUUACGGAACAAGGCUAUGCUGUUAUUACUACAGUCGAGAACAAUGAAAACCCCAAAGGAGUUGGUUUUGCAAAGAAUAGAUCAGUAGAACAAAGUCAUGGGGAGUUUCUCUGCUUCUUGGAUUCUAUUAAUGGUUUUACCAGGGACACCAGCAGCAUCACACUCUAG
This is a messenger RNA of Penaeus indicus, 887 nucleotides long. Its product is annotated as UDP-GlcNAc:betaGal beta-1,3-N-acetylglucosaminyltransferase-like protein 1. The coding region runs from base 438 to 887 and encodes 149 amino acids. The record is from RefSeq and is a predicted model, not a curated record. NCBI's taxonomy places the organism in Eukaryota, Metazoa, Arthropoda, Malacostraca, Decapoda, Penaeidae. The transcript is spliced from 6 exons.